UAACUCAAAAAUAAGCAACUAUCAUAGAAUAAAAAUGAACAACCCACUCGAUAUAAUUAAAUUAACCAAAGAAGAAGAAUUCUUACACUGGAAGGCCCAUAUUAAAAUAUUCGCUGAAGAUGAAAACAGCACGGACAUUCUAUACGGUAGAAUCAACUUAUCAAACGCUGUAGAAUUAAUAAAUAGAAACAACCAAUACUCAGAAGAGACACAAAUGAAAAUAGACCAAACUACACCAUCAAACGAAGACACUAUCAACGCUGAAAAUAUAUAUAAGAAAGGAAACAGAAGAUUAUUCAACAUUUUAAUAAAAUCCAUAUCAACCGAUAUCUACAACAGAAUCGACAUAGACUCUGAAACAAGUAAUGCUUCCGCUCUUUUUCAAGAUAUCUGUAAACUAUUCGAACCAAAAGAAGACAUAGCAGCGCUAUACACAGACUUCAUUAACAGAACAUUUGCAUACGGAGAGGAUGCCAAGAGCUUUUAUAGGGACUUAAAGAAGUUAUUCAUCAAAUUACAAAAGGAAGGCAUCAUCACAGACGAAAAACUUCUGAAAUACAGAGCAUUACAGGCAUUACCAACCGAUUUAAAAACAAUGAAACGUCAAUACUUCGAUAAUUCAGACGACCUUAGCUAUGAUGAUCUAAUAAACAAAAUUGUGGAAGACUAUAACAAACAAAUCAAAUUAGAGCCACCAAAUAACAGUAAAUUGGUAAAUCAAGUCACUCAGCUAAAUCACAACAACGGAACGACACCAGAACAUGAACCAAACCAAAUAACCAAACUACUAAAUAGAAUCGAUACCAAAUCAUGCUCCUACUGUUUGAACAAUAACUAGAAAGCACCAUACACACACAGAGAAAAUGAAUGCGGACACCUACAUCCAGAACUUAAAAACAAACAUUUGAAUAAAAGACAGCUCAAUACAUUCGAGAAACACCGCUCCAUCGACAAUCCACACACACCAUCAAACUAUAAAUCUCAAUUAUCAUCUGAGAACUAUAAAACAUUACUAACGGGGCAUUUACCUCCUGAUGUCGCACUCUUCGAUCAAGGCUCAGACGUUACAUACACUUGCAGACUAGACCUACUCACUAACGUAAGACAACUCAACACUCCUGAAUGCUUCAGCACAAUUAACGGAGAUGCAAAAUCAUCACUCGUUGGAACAAUGCACCUCAACCUAGGAUAUCAGAACGGCACAAUCAGCUGGAUCGAAAAAGAAGCGUACUAUAGUCCACAUUACACUUCAACAAUCCUAUCGAAAAAGCUACUCGAAAAAUACAAUUUAUAUCUAUUUUACAAGCCACCAUAUCGGGCAACUUUCCACAACAGUCGUAACGAAGAACUCGUGUACGACGUGCCACUCACAAACGGAAAAUUACUUUUUAAACUCAAUGUAAAUUCAAUUUAUAACGUCCC
This is a messenger RNA of Wallemia mellicola CBS 633.66, 1422 nucleotides long. RefSeq lists its product as hypothetical. The transcript has a single exon. The record is from RefSeq and is a predicted model, not a curated record. Lineage: Eukaryota; Fungi; Basidiomycota; Wallemiomycetes; Wallemiales; Wallemiaceae. Bases 35 to 838 code for a protein of 267 amino acids.